Molecule: messenger RNA, 997 nt
Organism: Andrographis paniculata
Lineage: Eukaryota; Viridiplantae; Streptophyta; Magnoliopsida; Lamiales; Acanthaceae
Product: thioredoxin-like protein HCF164, chloroplastic
Exons: 4
Coding region: 16-921 (301 amino acids)
Biological process (GO): cytochrome b6f complex assembly
Cellular component (GO): chloroplast thylakoid membrane
Source: RefSeq, a predicted model, not a curated record
ACAAUAAUUAGAGUAAUGGUGAGGAAGCGUACACGUAGACAAAGCCGUUGUACCUUUGACCAUUCAGUACACCAACGGAGGAGGAGGAAGAACAGAGGAGGAGGCCGCGCCGCCAUGUCUCGGGUGGAUUCAGCUUCUGCCGCCGUCACCUUUCCCGGAUUCCGAACCUCUUCCGAUCUGCCUCGAAACCAACAGAAGAACCGCUUCGUGAAUUUCCACUUCCACAAUAAAAAAAAUCGCCGACAAUUCAGAAUCUUUUGCCAGACAAAUCCGAAUCCAGUGGAAUCCGCAGCAGCAGAGGAGGAAAAGCAGUUACCGGAGGAGGCGGAUUCCGAAGCCAAAGGAAACUCAGAUGCAACCACAGCUCCGCCGGCCGGAAUCGGAUUCCCGGAGUAUCCAGACAAAAAUUUCAACCGGCGAAUCGCGGUGGUUUCCACCGCCGCAGCGGUUGGACUGUUCCUGUCGACGCGACUGGAGUUCGGCGGCCGUGUGUCGUUGAAGGAUCUCUCGGCUUCAGCAUUGCCUUAUGAGGAGGCUCUCUCGAAUGGAAAACCAACUGUGGUUGAGUUCUAUGCUGAUUGGUGUGAAGUUUGCAGAGAAUUGGCACCAGAUGUCUACAAAGUGGAGCAAAAAUUCAAGGGGGAAGUGAAUUUUGUGAUGUUGAAUGUCGACAAUACAAAGUGGGAACAAGAGCUAGAUGAGUUUGGGGUUGAAGGCAUUCCUCAUUUCGCCUUCCUCGACCGGGAAGGGAACGAGGAGGGGUACGUCGUAGGCCGUCUCCCUACUAAAUACCUUCUCGAAAACGUCGACGCCCUUGCCCGGGGUGAAGCAACCGUGCCUCACGCUCGUGUCGUUGGGCAGUUUUCAAAUGCCGAAUCCCGGAAAGUUAGUCGGGUUGUCGAUCCGAGAAGCCAUGGCUGAAAUAACUAGUACUCAAAGUUAUCAUUUGCUAAUGAAGAAGAUGAUCAUGGUAUUCAAAGAUUGAAUAUUAUUCAAA